AUGCUCGCCACUCGCGCCCUCCGCCAGGCGGCCCACGCCACCGCUCGCACUCCCUUGAUUCAGUUCAUCGGAAAGCGCUCCAUUCCCUCCGAGGUUGACCACACCCCCAAGCCUCACCCAGAGGCUCCUGCCAACGCCCUCCCCGGCUCUUUCGGCACUGUCCCCAGCGGCAACUCGCACAACAGCUUCAGCUCCUACCGCGACAGCGCCCAGCAGCACGGUCCUCUCCGCAAGACUCUUGGCCUCGCUUCAGGUGCCGCCCUCGGCCCCGUGACUCCUCCUCAGGGUCAGUACUUCGAUCGCAACGAGCUUCCUCAGCGCUUCCGCCGCACUCCCCUUGACCUCGCCGAGAUCGAGGCCAUCGAGACUGGUGGUGCUACCCUCUUCGGUUGA
Microdochium trichocladiopsis is the source of this 393-nucleotide messenger RNA. RefSeq lists its product as uncharacterized. Bases 1 to 393 code for a protein of 130 amino acids. The transcript is spliced from 2 exons. NCBI's taxonomy places the organism in Eukaryota, Fungi, Ascomycota, Sordariomycetes, Xylariales, Microdochiaceae. The record is from RefSeq and is a predicted model, not a curated record. Gene Ontology annotation, biological process: 2-oxoglutarate metabolic process.